Exaiptasia diaphana is the source of this 717-nucleotide messenger RNA. Its product is annotated as putative leucine-rich repeat-containing protein DDB_G0290503. NCBI's taxonomy places the organism in Eukaryota, Metazoa, Cnidaria, Anthozoa, Actiniaria, Aiptasiidae. Bases 1 to 717 code for a protein of 238 amino acids. The record is from RefSeq and is a predicted model, not a curated record. Gene Ontology annotation, cellular component: cytoplasm. The transcript is spliced from 6 exons.
AUGAGUGUCUUAAACGACUUAUUUCAACAAAUACUUCAUUCAGAAGAGCGUGUCCGUGAACGUUUUUCAAGAAUUCGCUCUGUAAACAAAGAUAUUCAGCUCGUUCAAACGCAGAUUCAAGAUGGAAAAAGUGAACUCAAAUCUCUUCAAGGAAGUCUUGUUAUCAAAAAUCAGCGUUUGGCAGAAGAAGAAGAGAAACUGAGGUCGCUGCAAAUCCGAAAAAUUAUACUAGAUGACCUGAGAGCCGAACUAAACAAAAGCAACAAUGAACAUCAGUUACAGCUUGAGAGGUUAAACAUUGUCACGGAAAGUGAAAGAUGCAAAUUUAUAAAUGCUGUAAAAGAGUUUAUGGUUUGUCAUGAUCUUUCUGGUAACGGAUCAAAGAAAAGAGAAGAGUUGRCAAAAACUAAGAUUGACCAACUAAAUCAAUUGGAACUCGAACUCAAAAAGGGUAAGGAAGCUUGUGCUGCAUACAAAGAAUGCAGACAGAAGACUCAAUCUCUAGAGCAAGGAAAAGAAAUCAUGUCAAAAAAACCUCAACAUGAUCAAGAGUUUCAAAGAUUAAGUGCAGAGCUGGAGGCAGCCAAAGAUGGUAGCAUGGAAGGUAUAUGUGAGGCUCUGAAACAGGAGCUAAAAGAGCUUCAACAAAUCUAUUUGAAAAAGCAACURCAAAAGCAGAAACRCUUACAGCAAAAWCAGCAUGRCAAGGUACAGUAA